AUGGCAACGCCAAAGGCCACUUACUUUUGCGCUCGCCUCAUUCGUGUCAUCCGCUGCUCGUUUCUGGUGGAGGAGGACAACGGUUUGGGCAGCCCUGAUGAUGGUAUGCGUCGGGCAUUGCCGAUCAUCGAAGUAGCGCCAUUUCCACCUCUGAAGCUCAGGAGCUAUGGAGCUGGCCUCAACAACGACGACACUACUACCUGUACACUACGCUCCACGCUAUCACGACAGUUCUGCACCACCGAGCCUGAGCCGCAAAUGACGAAGUAA
This is a messenger RNA of Colletotrichum paranaense, 270 nucleotides long. RefSeq lists its product as uncharacterized. The coding region runs from base 1 to 270 and encodes 89 amino acids. The record is from RefSeq and is a predicted model, not a curated record. NCBI's taxonomy places the organism in Eukaryota, Fungi, Ascomycota, Sordariomycetes, Glomerellales, Glomerellaceae. The transcript is spliced from 2 exons.